Messenger RNA from Leptinotarsa decemlineata (Colorado potato beetle), 2123 nucleotides. RefSeq lists its product as uncharacterized. Lineage: Eukaryota; Metazoa; Arthropoda; Insecta; Coleoptera; Chrysomelidae. Gene Ontology annotation, molecular function: DNA-binding transcription factor activity, RNA polymerase II-specific; RNA polymerase II cis-regulatory region sequence-specific DNA binding. Gene Ontology annotation, cellular component: nucleus. The record is from RefSeq and is a predicted model, not a curated record. Gene Ontology annotation, biological process: regulation of transcription by RNA polymerase II.
UGUACCGUAGUAGAGCGUGAUAUCAUUGUUCUUGGCGGAUCCAUUCAUAGACUUCAGUUGUUUUUUAUUUGAGAAUGAUGUCCAUUUCGAUUUCGAGUUCAGCGUCCGUGUCGAUCUCGGCUUCGACGGCGGCCAGCGUCGCGGCGAGUGCCGCCACCGUUUUGCAGGAGCAGCAGGCGUCGGCGACGAAGAAAAGUGUCGGUGCUGCGACAGGCGAAGAUUUAGAUAAAAGUGAGAUCAAUGAUGCCGUGACCAAAGUGUUGCAGGGGUACGAUUGGACCCUGGUGCCCAUUGCUUCAAAAGCUGCGUCAGACAAAAGAAAACUACACGUUAAAAGGCCCAUGAAUGCAUUCAUGGUGUGGGCACAAGCAGCCAGAAGAAAGUUAGCCGAUCAGUAUCCACAACUCCACAAUGCGGAACUUUCCAAGACUUUGGGAAAAUUAUGGAGGGUGUUGAGUGACAACGACAAAAAACCAUUCAUCGAAGAAGCAGAACGCCUGCGCGUCAUUCAUAAGCGCGAGCAUCCAGACUACAAGUACCAGCCACGACGCAGAAAACAAAACAAAGGUCCCGAUCAGCUGCAUCAACACCAACUUCCACACGGUCAGAAUGUAACUUUUUCCCGACCCUUGAAGCAAGAGGAUUCGCCCUGCAGCCCAAGAAGCCACAGUUCUACUUCUCCUUCAACUUGUUCCUCUCAACCCAACAGUCCGCAAAUUUCGUCACAGUUACUGAGGUCUUGUGACCAGCAUAGUCUGGACUUGGAGUCUUACCACAGAAUUCCCGACAUCGACAAUGCCUACAUGCCUGACGAGUGUUUAGACAGUAGCGACUUGGAUCAGUAUCUACCCACAGAAGCUCAGUACCAAUAUCAACAGCUCUAUCUGAAACACAACCAAGAUGAGGAAGAAAGUAACAACAACUACAAGAACAAAAAACUCUGCACUGAAACAGGUCAAGUAGGUGACCGAUGCGAGGAGAGUACCCCUUUCGGUAGAUAUCAUGAGCUGCAACCAAGUACUGUGAGGUCCGAGAGGUACUUGCAGUCGACUUCUUCUGGCGUGUAUUCUUACCCUUCUGCUCCUUCAACAUACUAUUCGAACAAUGGUCACCAAUAUUUGCCCUCGUAUCAGUACUUACCACAGAGGCCUUCGGUUUUCAGUGGAUCUGCGGCUAUGGGGAACUACACGCCUAUGGAAGGAAAUAACGAGGCGUGGGGGCACUACAGUGUGUGAUUAUCUUGUGAAAAUGAAGUGAUACGUUGAAAUGAAUCUCUGCGGAACUAUUACGAGUGAAGUUGUACGAGGGAAUGAUUAGGGGAGUGUAGAACUCGCUUUGACCGCGUGACUACUUAUGGGAAAACUGUGACUUAACAUCUUUGCCCAAACAGCAAACAAUUAUUUCCAUAGGGUUUGUUUAUUUGGAGCACCUAUUCUCAUUUCCUGAUAACAUUAUUAAAAAUUCAUUUUACCUUAUUUAUGUAUUAGAUACUUUGACUUUGUCGACACAGUAAUCAUAAUUGUUUCAUCAGUUUUUUUAAUGGAUUUCCUGAAAAAAUAUCAGUUUCAUGGUUGGAUUCAUUUAUAGUUACUCUCGAAUAAUAUUUAGAGCAGGGGUGGCCGACAUGAUUAGACCCAAGAUCUACUGUGUACUGACGAAACCAUGUGCGAUCUACAAAUCCUUAAUGGAACAGCAUAGUACAGUACACAAUUAUGUAGUAUAUUUUAUUUUAUCAAGAGGGAAAACAUUCAACUGAAUAUUAUUUUUAUUUAUAUGAGUGUGAGCAUACCGUCUGAGCAUCUUCCGCUAGAUUAGCAAAAUCAGGUUCGUAGUUGGAAAUACCCAACCUUAAAGAAUCCAGUGUAUGAGCGUCUGUCAAGCGAGAACGGUUUUUGUUUUUUGUUUGAGUAGGAAAAUGCUGACUCACAUUCAAAGUCAGUUGCACCAAUUCACACAUUUUUUUAAAUUUGGAUAUUUCUUAUUGGAAACCAAUGCCAGGAAUAUCUACCUGAGAAUAACUUUGCCUACAGAAAUAUGUCCAAGAGCAGAGUAAUAACUUCAUUUUGAAAUAUUAUGUGGUCCAUUUGAAAUGUAACUGCAAAUGUUGUGGCCAUUUCUUAAAU